Molecule: messenger RNA, 474 nt
Organism: Aspergillus nidulans FGSC A4
Lineage: Eukaryota; Fungi; Ascomycota; Eurotiomycetes; Eurotiales; Aspergillaceae
Exons: 3
Coding region: 1-474 (157 amino acids)
Source: RefSeq, a predicted model, not a curated record
AUGAUUUGUCUCUAUACAAUCUUUCUCGGCUGUCUGCCUCUCCUAUCUAUGGCCACUCCUUCUGCGCCUGGGCAGGAACAGAUCCUAAACAAGCGCGCCAUUACUUGCCUGACGGUCGGUUCCACUGCAACUGCAACCUGGACCAACAGCAACGGCCAAACAUGCACGUUUUCUGGUGUGGUUGGUAGCAACUACGGCACAAAUAGUGCUGGCGAGGGAGACUACUCCUGCAAUGGCCGCUGCGGGGCGGGGUGCACAGGUACAGCGGUGGGCAAUGCAUACACGCAGGACUGUUUCUCGCAUGAUAUCUGUUCUUACUUUGCGAAUGCAAGCGGAGGCGCGAGCGAUCCAAACUGCGGUGCCGCCUACAAUGCCGCCGUGGACGAUACCCUCCUUGGUGUUGCAUCUGGUUGCUCGCAGAGUAAUCCGUCCAACGCUGUCUUGAAGCCAGCCGGGAGUCCAACUUGUCGGUAG